Poecilia reticulata (guppy) is the source of this 1643-nucleotide messenger RNA. NCBI's taxonomy places the organism in Eukaryota, Metazoa, Chordata, Actinopteri, Cyprinodontiformes, Poeciliidae. The record is from RefSeq and is a predicted model, not a curated record.
CCAUGUCCAGCUACUUAUUCAUUGUAAAAUCUGAGUUACCAUUGGUCAUUCAAGCCUUUCUUGGACAAACAUCUCUCACUGAGUCUUAGGAACUGGUUUAUGAAUGGAAACUACCUGAUCAUUAUUGUUACCAUCUGCGUUAUCUUCCCACUAGCCAYGAUGAAACAUCUGGGAUAUCUCGGCUAUACAAGUGGCUUCUCUCUUUCCUGCAUGGUCUUCUUCCUCUCUGCGGUCAUCUACAAGAAGUUUAACAUUGCUUGCCCGUUGGAGACAUUCGGUAACUUCUCUGCGACCCCGCCCAUCUCUGACGACACCUGUGCAGCCAAAUACUUCACCAUCAACCACGAGACAGCGUAUACCAUCCCCAUCCUGGCAUUUGCGUUUGUGUGUCACCCUGAAGUGCUUCCUGUCUACACAGAGCUGAGCAAUCCGACCAAGAGAAGAAUGCAGACUAUUGGAAAUGUUUCUGUCUUCGGGAUGUUCAUCAUGUAUUUCUUCACAGCUAUAUUUGGCUACCUAACCUUCUACGGAGGCACGGAGGCUGAGCUCCUCCACACCUACAGCAGGGUGGAUCCGCUGGACACGUUGAUCCUGUGUGUGCGACUGGCUGUGCUGGUGGCCGUCACACUCACUGUGCCCGUUGUCUUGUUUCCGAUUCGUCGCGCGCUCCAGCARCUGCUGUUCCCAGAGAAACCCUUCCACUGGUUACGUCAUAUCGCCAUCGCUGUGUGCCUGCUGUUCGCCGUGAACCUGCUGGUCAUCUUUGUUCCCAACAUUCGAGACAUUUUUGGAAUCACRGGGGCGACCACUGCUCCCACUCUCAUCUUCAUCCUUCCUGGGCUCUUCUACAUUCGAAUCAUUCCCAAAAGCCAGGAGCCCACGAGAUCCAGGCCAAAGAUCCAGGCUGCUUGUUUCUCCACUUUGGGUUUCAUCUUCAUGAUCAUAAGUCUGACCUUCAUCGUACUUGACUGGAUAAGCGGAGAAAAGCGAAGUCUCGGCGGCCAUUAACACGUUCCCUCCCUGACCUUUAACCUAUUGCUGUGUCYCCCUCUUCCAGGACUCUUAAAGAAAAACUAAUUUUUCAUCAAAAGAUGAAAAUGUCUGUGAGACUGACAUUAUUCUGGUAAGGACUAGCUGCUCCUCCACUGUGACAGGGGGAAAAUUUCAACCCUGAUGCUGGGAUAAUGUUCGCUGCUCGUGUUUAACUUGCGGUAUUCCGACGGACCCUCAACCACAGAAAGCUUAGUGCUUUUCCCGAGGCUWAACGUGGUGUUUUAUUAGCAACRGUUUUAAAAGUAAAACUCUAUGACAAAAAACGGGGAGCAAUCUUUAAAUUUUAUUUCUGAUGACKUUUCAUGACGAAAAUGUGCUUUUUUCCAGAAUGACUGUGAAAUCAAUCCAAUAUGGUGCUUAAAACAUGGUGGAUCUUAAAGUAAUCUGAGAAAAGGGCGAUUUUAGGUCAAUGCAUUUGCUCUUACACACCUGUGAAGAAAUCAAUGUCUUUGUUUUGUAAUUCUGUAGAAAAAUACACAAAACACUACAAGAAAACUGUCCAUGAGCCAAAAAUUAAAAACCCUUGAGGAACUGUGAAUGUGUUAAUUUGGUUUGUUUGUGAAUGUUCUUAAAUAAAAUGUAUAAAAGAA